Anopheles bellator is the source of this 2220-nucleotide messenger RNA. RefSeq names its product chitin deacetylase 1 (gene Cda4). Bases 32 to 1522 code for a protein of 496 amino acids. Gene Ontology annotation, biological process: carbohydrate metabolic process. Gene Ontology annotation, molecular function: chitin binding. Lineage: Eukaryota; Metazoa; Arthropoda; Insecta; Diptera; Culicidae. The transcript is spliced from 7 exons. The record is from RefSeq and is a predicted model, not a curated record. Gene Ontology annotation, cellular component: extracellular region.
GUGGUGGUGGUGUUGGUCGCAGGAGAGCAAGAUGAGAGCCCUCAUUGUGGCGCUGGCCGCCGUGUGUUUAGUGAACGGCCAGCAAAGUAAGGACGAGAAGGAGUUCAAAUGUCCCACGGAUCAAGGCAACGGCAACUUCGCUGAUCCCGUUACAUGCCGCCGAUUCUAUCAGUGCGUUGAUGGUUUUCCGUACUUGAACCGCUGCCCAUCCGGUCUGUACUUCGAUGAUAUCCAGAAGUACUGCACAUUCAAAGCGGAAGCCAAAUGUGGUCCACUAGCCUCAACACCGGCAGCAACCACCGAAUCUCCAAUUGAUCUGGCCAAAAAGUGCAACCCUAGUGAAUGUGAACUGCCGUACUGCUAUUGCAACAAGGACGGUACGUUGAUCCCGAAGGAUCUAGAUCCGGAAGAGACUCCGCAAAUUAUUCUGCUCACCUUCGACGGUGCCGUCAAUCUGAAUAACUACGAGCACUACCGGAAGGUGUUCAACGGAAAACGCAAAAACCCGAACGGGUGCGACAUUAAGGGAACUUUCUUCAUCUCGCACGAGUACAGCAACUAUCAGCAGAUCCAAACACUCGCUAACGAUGCCCAUGAAAUUGCGGUCGAAACGAUUUCACUGCAAAUGGGCCUGCAGGACAAAGGCUACGAAGAAUGGGUCGGUGAGAUGAUUGGUAUGCGCUCGAUCUUGAAGCACUUUUCCAACGUGUCGGCAAACGAGAUUAACGGAAUGCGUGCACCAUUCCUGAAACCCGGUCGCAACACCCAGUACAAGGUGAUCGAAGACUUUGGCUUUAUCUACGAUAGCUCGAUCAGCGUUCCGCCCAGUCCGGUGCCGGUGUGGCCGUAUACGCUGGACUACAAGAUUCCGCACGAGUGCAAGAGUGGUACCUGUCCGACGAAGUCAUUCCCCGGCAUCUGGGAGGUGCCACUAAAUGCGCACUUCGUUGAGAGCUACGAGGGCGGCCACUGCCCAUACAUGGACCAGUGCGUGCUGCACAACCACGAUGCGGAAGAUGUGUUUGCCUGGCUGCAGGAAGACUUUGAGCGAUACUACUACCAGAACAAGGCCCCAUACAUGAUGCCGUUUCACACGAAUUGGUUUCAGAUCAAGGAGCUUGAGAAAGGCCUGCACAAGUUUCUUGACUGGACUCAAACCCUGCCGGACGUUUGGUUCGUAACGAUCACACAAGCGUUAACUUGGAUAACCGAUCCGAAGACGAACAAGCAACUGGGCGGAUAUGAACCAUGGAACUGCAAAAGCAAAACUAUGCAAACGCCCAAACCGUGCAACGUAUCGAACAAGUGUGCACUUGCCUUCAAGGAACCAACUUCAAACAUUAGCGACACCCGCUACAUGGAAACCUGCUUCGACUGCCCGACCGUUUAUCCGUGGCUGGGAGAUUCACACGGUUCCGGCAUUCCUGGACGCGACAACUACAUUGACCAAUCGGAAGGUAGCAGUAGUGCCGGUGGCAGCGCCGCUGGCCGCGACCAGGGUGAUGUAGGGGAACGAAAGUAGAAUAAAGUGCAGUGAUCAAAUGGCCCACACGGCGGGCUAUUCUGAAAUGCCAAUUUCUUAUUUCUGGAACAUUAUGAUAUUGCCAAAAUAUAUUUAAAUCCCUGUUGGAACCAAGUACCACCCCAGAUCGGUAAACGAUGGAGAAAAUUACUGCUUUGGCAGAUUGAUGUUUCCGAGCAUUACAAUUAGCGAUUAGCGAAAACCCUCACAAGGCUGGGCGAUACCGAAACCCCGCAGAAGCUUAGUGGUAAUAUGUUCGGAAGCUCGUCUAACCUUACACAUUACCGUUUGCCACCCCAAUAUGUAAGGUCUAUCGUUUUAGCUGGAAUUUUCAUUCAAGGCCGUGCCCUGUAAAGAUGACCUUAAUUUGGAGUUAGGGCGAUAAGAACCUCAUAAAAUUUCUAUAACAUCAAAACUUUACUGCUUUUUUGUUUGCAAUGCUGUUAUUUGUAUCACUGUGCACUAUACAAAUUUAUAGGAAGAACUACACAUCCGACCGACCACAGUUUUGUUGCUGUUGUAGUUAAUGCAAAGAUUUAAUUCUUGAUAAACCGAUCAGCUCGUAGUUACAAUAAACAGAUUUAGAAAACAAAGUCGGAAUUUUUUUUACUGAAAUAGAACGAAAGAGAUGCAUGUCUGUGAUGGAAGAAACAGACAUCUUUGACGAAACCGUGGAACCCUCUUCGAGACAAAUCCGC